Messenger RNA from Humulus lupulus (European hop), 2245 nucleotides. RefSeq names its product pyruvate kinase isozyme G, chloroplastic-like. Gene Ontology annotation, molecular function: magnesium ion binding; potassium ion binding; pyruvate kinase activity. Gene Ontology annotation, cellular component: cytoplasm; chloroplast stroma. The transcript is spliced from 6 exons. NCBI's taxonomy places the organism in Eukaryota, Viridiplantae, Streptophyta, Magnoliopsida, Rosales, Cannabaceae. The record is from RefSeq and is a predicted model, not a curated record. Bases 783 to 1721 code for a protein of 312 amino acids. Gene Ontology annotation, biological process: glycolytic process.
GGGUGGUGAGUUGGACCGUAAAGUUAUGGAGAAAUUCCCACACCACAUGGGAAUCAGAGAAAGGUGAUGUCUAUGAAAGUCAAACUUAUUACAAAUUUGACAAGCAUAUUUCCCAUUACAGAGGAGAGACAAGAAGUAAUCAGCAAAAAAGCCCCCUUUCUGAUAGAAAUGGAUGGAUUAUUGAAGAGGUCAUGACUCAAAUAGUUGCAGUGUACCCUGGUUAGUGUUUUGUUUUUCUCCCUUUUUUCUCUCAGUUUAUACUUUUGAUUUUGGUGCUGAUACUAAUAAUAUUGAAUCUAUACCUAUAUGAAUCUUCAAUAAUAAGGAGUUUAAGGAAUUCUUCUCAUCCUCCACUCUUCUUUGUGAUUCGUAUUUGUGGUUGUAAUCUAAGAUUUUUAUGGGAAGGUGUUUCUGUUUUUGUUUUUGUCUUUCACUACGUUUUAGAAGGAGCAUUUUUGGUACUGCCUAGGUUGUUAUACAGAUGAUGACUGUCAUCUUUUUAUUUAUACAACUUGCUUUAUCAAUAGAAAAAUAAUAUUAAAUCUAUACUUAUUAAGGGUUGAGGCAACUAAAGAUGAUAGAUUUGGAGCUUUAAGUAGGUCACAGUAUGGUCUCAUGAGUUUCCUAGGUCUCGUUUCCUUUACUCUCAUAUGUGAUAAGUUUCAAUUCUUGUAUUUGAUGACCUUAUUUGUUUUAUUUUUCCUUUUCUCGUUCUCUGGUCUGGAGAUUCUCUGUUAUAUUUUCUGGGUUUCAGUCAGUUUUGCUCAGAGUUGUCUUCUUCAAUGGCGGCUCUUAACACUUCGACAAGAAUGUCUCUCCUCAAACCCGAGAGGACCCCUGAUUUUCUACCGUCCUACAAGCGCCUUAGCGAUUUCCUUUCAUUUCAAUCCAGACCCAGAAAGAAACAUGCCCAGAAGAGCCAUGCAUUCACUGUUAGAUCCAUGAUGAUAGCCGAGGAGAGAUACCGAGGCCAGCUCAACUCGCCUAAUGGCCUUGCGGGGAGCCCUGACAAGUACUCUCUUUAUGACGAUCAGUCCAUUGAAUAUUACUCUAUGGGCCAGGCAAGGGUGACUCCGAACAGUCGAAGAAAAAUGAAGAUAGUUUGUACAAUUGGUCUCGCCACAAGUACAAAUAAAGACUGGGAAGAUAUCAAGUUUGGAGUGGACAACCAAGUCGAUUUCUAUGCUGUCUCUUUUGUAAAAGAUGCUAGAGUAGUUCAUGAGUUGAAAGAUUAUCUUAAAAGUUGCAAUGCAGACAUUCACGUGAUUGUAAAAAUUGAAAGUGCAGACUCUAUCCCAAAUCUUCAUUCAAUUAUUCCUGCAUAUGAUGGGGCAAUGGUUGCUCGUGGGGACCUUGGAGCUGAACUUCUGAUUGAGGAUGUUCCUCUGUUACAGGAGGACAUAAUUAGAAGGUGUCAGAGAAUGCAGAAACCAGUUAUUGUAGCAACAAACAUGCUGGAGAGCAUGAUUAAUCAUCCUAUGCCAACAAGGGCAGAAGUCUCUGACAUUGCAAUUGCAGUACGGGAAGGUGCUGAUGUGGUCAUGCUUCCUGGAGAAACUGCCCACGGAAAAUAUCUAUUGAAAGCUGUCAAAGUAAUGCAUACUGUGGCAUUGAGGACUGAGUUAAGUCUACCAAUUAGCACUGCUCCUCCAAAUUUAUUAAGUACAUAUAAGGUAUCUGCAGAUCAGUCUACCUACAAGUUUCAUGUAUUAAGUUAUUGAUAAUAUUAAAAAAUAGGGCACACCGAUGUAUCGUAUGCGUUAGGCCCCAUGUCAUCACAAUGCGAUAUGGUACAUCCUUUUGCUUCACAAAAUACCAUGUAAGAACAAGUGCUGGUGGUAUGUGGUGCUGGAUGCCUUUGCCAACAGAUCAUCGGUCUCUAUUUAGCUAGUCUAUGUUGAAGCUGCUAUGAGUACUGCUUACUGAAUUCCUUCUGAUUACUUCGUUUACAUACUUCUACAGAGCCACAUGGGUGAAAUUUUUGCUUUUCAUGCCACAACAAUGGCAAACACUCUUAAUACACCAAUUAUUAUUUUCACAAGAACAGGAUCUAUGGUUGUACUCCUAAGUCAUUAUCGGCCAUACUCAAUAAUAUUUGCCUUCACAAAUGUGUAAGUCUAUCAUGAGGAAUGAUAUGUAAUUCAUCUCCGAUGUAUCAAUUCUAUCUGUAAUUUUGGUUCAUAAUUACUCUUCAGCGAUUCGUAUGCUAACACAGUGCGUUUAUUAAUAACAUGGCUUUGGGAAA